UUGAAUUUAAAAAUAAUAAAUUUCAUAAUUUCUUCUCUACAAAACCUAGCUAUAAAAGUUUAAUCUUAUAACCUGAUGCCAGAUACAAAAGCAUAAAUAGUGUUUCUUUCACAAAAGUUCCUUGAAUAUUAUUUUUCGCAUAUUAUAUGGCUGCAACGCUCGAGCGAUUUGUGUAGCCGGAAAUGUUGGAUAAAACUAAAGUAUUGUGUUUGUAGGUGACAAUGGACCUUUCCCCAGACGAAGAACACUUCCAAGGUCGAUUGCUGCAUCAGGCAGCACUAUGGGACAAUCUGGAGCUAGUCCAAGAGCUGCUAGCCGGUGGGGCGGACGCGGGCGCGAGGGACGAGCACAGCCGUACCGCACUGCACGCCGCAGCGCUGGCGGAGCGGAGCCGCUGUCUGCCGGCGCUGUGUGCGAGCGGGGUGGACGUUAAUGCUAGAUCUGAUGAUGACACUGGGGGCAAGACAGCGCUACACGUGGCGGCGGAAUGCGGCCACGCUGAGAACGUCACAGCGCUGUUGUCAGCGGGCGCUGACAUCACAGUGUUGACAGCGGCUGGGGACAGCGCGCUUACACUCGCAGAGCGAUCGCGGCAUAGACACGCUGCGAAUGUGCUGCGAGAUGCGAGAGAUGCAUUGGAACGAGAGCGUCUCUCCACUCACGCGCAGCUCCGCGAGCUGGUCGUCAGGGGCGACGCUCGGGCCCUCCACGAUAAGUUGGAAGUGCUUGGGCCAGCUGCGGCCAUCAUCGCCAACUUGACGCCCGGUGGUGCUAACACGUUGUUAUAUGUGGCAUCAGAACUAGGCAAUCUACCAGCAGCAUCCAUCCUAGUGGGUGCUGGCGCGGAUGGCCGAGCGCACCCCGUCACACGAUAUGGGCCAUUAUACAUAGCUUGCUAUCAUGGACACGAGGAUAUCGCCACGUUAUUGUUGGCACACUUUCCGGAAGCUGUUCAGCAAGAAACAGUGGAAAAAUGGCUGCCGCUACACGCAGCGUGUAUCGGCGGUCACCCGGCGCUUGUCAAGUUGUUACUCGAGUACCAGUAUCCAGACCAUUUGCUGACUACUUACAAUGACGCAUCAGGUCAACACCAAUAUCGCAUGGCGUUCGACGUCAACGCGCGUGACGCGAGCGGCCAAAGUGCACUUUACGUUGCUUGUACGUUGGGAAAUGCGGCUGUUGUUGAUGCGCUGCUGGACUUCUCGCUGCCGGCGGUCGGGCACUCUCAGGUAUCGCCAAAAGAAACGAGUCCAUCAGAACAGCGCAUCACAAGUCCCCAUCGGAGUGGCAUAUCGCUGGGCAUUCACGCGAUCGUCAAUAAGCUGACUGGUGGGGGUAAAACGCCAGCACCGGACGCGGAGAAGCGUGUCCGUCCCGUGCGCACGGACAGCGGGCGCGGGCUGGACACGUGCGUGGCGUGCGCCGCGCGGCUCGGGCACGCGCGGGUGUUGCGGCGCCUGCUGGCGGCCGGCGCCAAGCCGGACGCGUGCGCGGAGAUGGUAUCAGAAGCGGCCCGCGACACGCGUCGCCGGUCCCGCAGCGCGUCCAUCACACGCGGUCGCGCUUCGCCCGCACCGCAACAUGCGAACUACAAUGAUGACCGAGAAGGUUGGACAGCCCUAGCGGUAGCAGCUCGGGCUCGUAACGUACAAAUAGUGGAAAUGCUCCUCGCGGCCGGGGCUACGGACCCGGGGGGCAAAGCCCUGCGAGAGUGCGCGAGACACGGCUUGACCGAUCUGGUGGCUGCGCUGUUGGCUACUAAGGCGUACCCCGACCCGGAGUACAAGCUGAACAAGUCAGCGCUGUCCGAGACGGUGCUGUCCGGGCGCGACGCUGACUCUUCGUUGUCGUUCAGCGCGCGCUGUCCCUCCACGCCGGUUAUGAUCAACUGGCGGGAGCUGCGGUGCCAGCUGGCCAGACUGCGUAUGAGCUGGCUCCGCGCCGCGGCGUUACGCGUGAAUCCCAAACUAAGUGCGAGCAACCACGCCCUUUUAGCGCUAACUCGAUUGGAAGUAGCCAAUAAUGAGCUGAGGGAACUGCCUCGAGAGCUGUUCGGGUUGACUAGCUUGAGGUAUUUAAACGCAGCUCAAAACAAACUAGAGCGUUUACCAACAGCAGAUGAUCCGUUCGAAGAAGAGUUGGACGGGAGCAGAUUGAGAAGAAAGAGAGCGGAGAAGAAGAGUACCAGCGUGUACACAGCCCCUGUGCUGCAAGAGUUGUAUUUACAGGAUAAUCGUUUAGAAGUACUCCCGCCAGAGCUAUUUUCCCUCCCCUCCCUCACGAGUUUAGACGUUUCCAACAACAAAUUAAGAGCAUUACCAGCGAACAUGUGGAGUGCGCCAAGUUUGCGAGAUUUGAACGCGGCAUUGAACCAUUUGAAGGAACUGCCUAGUGGUGAUGAGCCCGUAAACGACUACAUGUCGGACGCGAGUUCUCCCGCGCAGUCCCCGCUGCCGGGGGCUUCGCCCUCUUCGAAUAGCGCGCCGUUUGGUUUCUCUAUGGGGAAAUCCGCCUCUCGAAGUCCCUCUAUAGAGAAUAGUGAUGCGACCCCUGAUGAUGAAGAUGUGCCAGUACUUGGCAACCGAGCUGGUAACGCUAUCUGGUCAGAAGCGAAACGCGCGCACGCGUGGCGCGGGGCCCGGGCCCCCAGCCCCGCGCGGGCCCCCGCGGGCCCCGGGGCCAGCUGCCUGGCGUCCCUCAACCUGUCGCACAACCAGUUCUCGUGUAUCCCCCCGCCGCUCGCGUGUAGGGCCCCCGCGCUGACCAGGCUCAACAUGGCUUAUAAUGGGUUGAGGUCGAUGUCGUACGUGACGUCAUAUCCAACGAAUCUCCGCCAACUGGACCUUAGCUACAAUGAAAUCACGUGCUGGCCGAGUUUGCCGCAAAUGGACAGUUUCGGCAGUUCAGUAGGGUCCCCGCUAGCGUGUUACUGCGGCAGCGGGGCCGUGGGACGGUCCCGGCCCCGCUCCGGGGGCUCCGUGCGGUCACAAUUACUGAGUGCGGCCUGUGCUGCGAGACGACACUUGAGGCUGGAGGCGUUGAGGACUUUGAUCCUAGCAAACAAUAUGCUAACACGCAUUCAACUUACAACAGACGAUGAUGGCUUGGCCCCGCCCAGUGAUCACCGGAAUGAUGAUAAUGAUGAUGAAUGGUCUGAAGGAGAGUGUCGUCUUAAGAGCAGACUACUCUUCCCUCUGCUAUCUAUGCUCGAUGUAUCGUGCAAUCUGUUGAGAUCGGUCCCACCGGCCAUACACUUGCUUUCCAACCUGGCUGUGCUUAACUUGAGCGGGAAUAAAGAUAUAACAGACCUGCCGCCCCAAAUGGGGCUCCUAACCCGCCUCUGGAAUCUCAACACGGUCGGUUGUUGUCUCUCGGAGCCCCUCCGCUCCGUGGUGCGCGGGGGGCGAAGUCGCAGCGUCGAUGUGGUCGGCUUUCUGAGGUCGGUCCUGCAUGAGGCGAAGCCCUAUGCUAGGAUGAAGCUGAUGAUUGUCGGUGUUCAGGGAAUCGGUAAAACUAGUCUCUUGGAGUGUCUCCGUCAAGAAUCUGCAAUACACCACAGAAGGAAACCGACAGAUCACUGGGCUAAACGUAUGGGCAACAGAAGCACCCGUGGGAUGUCCACAGUGGGCGUGGACAUCGGCUGGUGGGUGUUCGAGCCGCAGCGUGCCGCUAGAGGCCCGGUCACUUUCAGCACUUGGGACUUUGGCGGGCAACAUGAAUACUACGCGACCCACCAGUACUUUUUAUCGCGUCGUUCCCUAUACUUGGUCGUGUGGAAAGUGCCAGACGGGAAGAAGGGAUUGGCCACCGCUCUACAGUGGCUUAGAUCUAUACAAGCCCGAGCACCAGGAUCUCCCGUUAUCAUGGUCGGCACGCACUAUGAUCAAAUUAUGAAUACAAAUCUCCCAGAGAGUGAGAGUCCCAUGGCCUUACAGAGGUUAAUUCGUGGUUGUGUCAUGGGAGCACCAGAUGCUGAUAAAUUGGGACUGCCCAGAGUUUUGGAUACUAUAGAAGUAUCAUGUAGCACGAAGCACAAUAUAAAACUGUUGGCUGAUAUUAUAUAUUCAGUCGCGUUCAGUGUAAAACCACCAGGCAGCAAAGAACCGAUGCUAGAACAGCGAGUGCCGGCAACAUAUCUCGCGUUAGAGGAGUGCGUCAGUACACUCGCCGCUGAGCUGAAAGAGCCCGUGUUGAGACACGACCAGUAUAGACGAUUGGUGACACAAUACAUGCAACAGAAGAAUUUGAAAAUGUUCAGAGACGCAGCGGAGUUGCAUCAAGCAACAAUGUUUUUACAUGAAAAUGGUAUCCUCCUUCACUACGACGAUGCUACGCUCAAAGAGCUAUACUUCCUCCGACCGCAGUGGCUGUGCGACAUUUUAGCGCAUGUGGUCACUGUGAGGGAGAUCAAUCCGUUCGCUAAUAACGGUAUAAUGAAGGUGGAAGACCUAGCGCACGUGUUCAAAGCUUCGCCCGCACUGGGUGGUGGGGAGGAAGCCCGUUCGCUGGGCGUGUCGCUGCUGAACAAGUUCGAGCUGGCGCUGUGCUGGGACGGGCGCGCUCUGCUCGUGCCGCCGCUGCUGCCGGACACCGAGCCGCAGCAGCCGCAGCCGCAGCUCGCUCUAAAAUCCCGAACAUGGCCGGGCACACCGCGGCGCAUGUUCUCGAGCACGUUAUCCGCUUGUGAUGACGGCAGAAACAACGAUAUGGUCACACAGGAGUGCGCAGGAGGUAUCCUCCUCUCAAGCCGCGACGGGGGGAGGUCACUACGCCGAAUUCUCCUCAUGUCGUAUGUUCCUUGUGGCUUCUGGGCGAGAUUGUGUGCGCGGCUUUUGGCGGACGGUGCGUUGGCUGCGGCCGCUCCGGAGUUGUAUAAAGUGCCACAAGAGAUUGAGCUCGACGAGACCUCUUCCAAGGCCCUAGAACUCGGCUGGUCAUGGAAAGUCUGGAAGACGGGUGUGAAGCUGGUCUGCGGGCAGCUAACCCUGCUCUCGCUGCGGGAGAUCCCCCCCACCAGGGACCCGCUGCUCGGCAGCCUCGCGGAGGAGGUGGAACCGGAGGAGAUUUAUCAUCAGAUGAGGUUCCGCGUCCGCCAAGAGGGUGUAUGGUGUGAGCUAGACAUGCAAACAUCUGCGUGUAUAGAGAUACUAUUGCCUGCGCAGGCGUGUGUCGCGAGGCGGAAAGAUGGCCUGCCUAUUGGUGGUUAUCAGAGUAUCACGCUGGAGCCGAGCCCGACGGUGCUCGCGAAAGUGCUCGCGCUCGUGUCGGAUUUGCUCGAUCUAUUGCUCGAGGACUGGUAUCCUAGUUUGGGCACCCGGUUCGUGCACACGUCGGAGGGGCGGUGCCUGAUCACGCGCGCGGUGCCGUGCCCCGCGUGCCUGCGCGACGCCGCGCUGCUGCCCGCCGCGCACCACGUGCACGACGCGCACUUGGCGCAGGCUUUAAAACGUCUCGAAAUGGGCAACAUCGAGCCGCGGCGUCUCCGACUGUCGGAAGAGUCGAGAACGUCGGAUAGAGACAGCGGCGUUGGCAAUGAAUCUAUUGCAUCAUCCCGUCUCGGCUCAGUGGAGGGCGUACAGCGGAACGCGGCGGUGGGCGAGUGCUGGACGCUAGAGGAGUGCAUACUGGCCGCGUGCACGGGCCAGCGGCUCGUGUGCCAGCACCACGCCGACGUGGAGCUGGCCGACGUGGCGCCCGACGUGUUACUCCUCGACGUGGAGGACAGCAAGCGUGCCCGCUGGGAGCACGUGACCCUCGGCGCAGUGGUGGGGCGGGGCGCGUUCGGUACAGUGGCUGCGGGUUCCUGGCGUACGGGCGGAACUGUGAGACGAGUUGCCGUGAAGGCGUUACAGCCGGUACCGCCCAGUGCCCCGCAUUCGAUACACGCGCUGACUGCGUACAGGGCGGCAGUAUCCCGCUGGGAGCGGGAGCCGCUGGCCGCAGCGUGCCGCGCGUACUGCGGGCUGCGGCAGGAGCUCGGCAUCCUCAGCCGGCUGCGGCACCCGCACGUGCUGCCGCUGCUCGCCGCGUGCCCGGCGCCGCUCGCGCUGCUGCUGGCCAUCGCGCCGCAGGGUUCACUAGAAGGCACGCUCCGCACGUACCGCGGGUGCGGUGUGCGUGUCGGUGCCCGUGCUGCGCGUGCGCUGACGUUGCAGCUAGCACGUGCGUUGGAGUACUUGCAUGCGCACAGAGUGCUGUAUCGGGAUUUGAAGUCGGAAAAUGUCCUGGUGUGGACUUUCCCAUCACCUCAAGAAGCCAACACUGCUGAAAGCGCAGAGGACCCGAUUGAUGUUCAUGUGAAACUUGGAGAUUAUGGCAUCUCCCGACUCGCUCCGCCAUCAGGCACAAAAGGUUUUGGAGGUACGGAGGGCUUCAUGGCGCCUGAGAUCAUGAGGUACAAUGGUGAGGAGGAAUAUACAGAGAAGGUGGAUUGUUUCUCCUUUGGCAUGCUGUUAUACGAAAUAUUUACGCUACGUCAGCCCUUCGAAGGGCACGAGGCGGUGAAGGAAGCCGUGCUGGAGGGAGCUAGACCUCCUUUAUCACCUAGGGACCUGCAAUACCCGUGCAGUAUGUUAGAAACGAUGCGUCGAUGUUGGAGCGGGGCCCCAGAACUGAGGCCCUCCGCCGCUGCCCUCGUGGCAGUGGCUGCAGCUCCUGAGUUCCUGGCCUUGAGAGAUGCAGCUGUUGUGAGGCAGGCUAGGGCUGCUACGGCUACUGCUAUCAGGAAUGUUACUGAAGAGAACCCAGAAGGGUGGGAGAUCUGGUACGGCGGUGCGGAACCAGAACGCGCGCACACGCUCAUCACCUCGCCCACCACCUUCCAUCAUCAUCACAGCAUCACUGUGCCGCCAGAUAAAGCCGAUCCAGUGAUAGUGACAGUGAUGUGUCGUGUCGGCCAAAACAUGUGGCUCGGCGACUCGGUGGGACGAGUGUCUGUUUACUCGAUAUCAGAAUGCGCGUUGCUAUGGAGCGCCAAAGUGUGCGAAACAGCGGGUGGAGGCGGGUCCGGUGUGGCCGCGCUGCAAAACCUCGACCCGCUCAAUAGAGUCGCCUUAGCGCUCACCUGUGGGAGGUUAUUCCUAGUGUCGUCAGAGCGACCACAAGCGGAGAGUACGUUUGUGUUAACUGAACUAGGCACAGCUACAGAACUGAAUUGUCUAACCGCAGUGCAUACAGAGAAUGGAAUAGAACUAUGGGCGGGUGGUGCUGGUUUAUUCACAUACACGAUAACGGAGGAAGGCGUGAGUGGGGCGGAAAGUGUCCCCGCCCCACGGCCCAUGGCCCUCAAGUAUUUGGCCUCUUGCCCCCGGCUGCCAACAGUACUGGCAGCGUGUAAGAAUGAUGUAUACGUAUACGCAUAUUCUGCGAUCACGCGCGAGCAGAUCGCUCGACUCGACUGCAGUAAACUCGCGCCUAGUUCUGAGAGUCUUCAGUCUAUUGCUAGUGACGAUCCGCUCACUGAGGACAGGUGUAGGGUGACGGCGCUGUGUGCGGUGGGCGCGGACGCGUACGUGGGCACCGCGUGGGGCUGCGUCGUGGUCGCGCGGGCUGCCUCGCUGCAACCGCUGGCCGUGUGCCGGCCGCACGAUGAGGAGGUGCGAGCAAUACUGCCUUUAUACCCGCAUGGAAACGCAAGCCAUCCGAUGUUGGCAACCCUGGGCGAUGGAUACCGACCGCUGCUCAAUAGAUAUGCACCUUCACAGUCUAACAACCCGAACAUUGCGCUCAGCGGUUUCUACUGUCUACUUUGGCGGACUCAACAUUGGAUACCUGAUUGAAGAAAUAAAAAAAAAGACUUGUGCCACUCGGGGACUGCCGCGGUAAAGCUAUUGCAUGCUAUGCCUUCAAGCCACACCUCCGCCCGUCGGAGUGGGGAGCGUGAGGUUUUUCGUUACGCAAUUUCUCGAUUCGGUCCCCGCGCUCAAGGCCCGCGAUAGAAGCUAUGCAAUAGCUUAAAACUAGUAAAUAAUAUCAAAAGUUAAAAAUAAAUACGUACCUAACCUAUUGACCUACAAUAAACUACGUGACUCCAAAAAAUGUCCGAUGCAAAACUCUGCCUGCCUAAUACAAACAGGCAGAGUUUUCUAAACGAUACAAUGGACUUUGCACAUUACUGCAAGGGAAUAAGGUGUUAAUUUCAAAGAAUGUUUUGCUCGGAAUUUUUUUAACUUUUAAUGGAAGAUUGUGAGUCUACUUGUUUAUAUUACGUCAAUAAAAUAACCCCUAAAAUUUCGAUCGAAUUACCUAUAUAGAUUUUUUUAUAAAUAUCUAUUUGUAAGUGUAGGACAUAGGUAUGUUUAGGGUAGCUAAGUAGGUAAUGUAAUACCUAGAUUUUUUAUGUACUUGUAGUGUUCAUUCUCUAGAAAAAUGUAAUAAUAAUACGAUCUGUAGUAUUCUAUAGGUAUUUAUACUACUAAAUUAAGAUAAAUUAACCUCUAACUUAUAAAAAUAUACCUUAAAAAAACGGUCGUUUAAUAAGGGUCAAACUCAACUCAAACAUUUAUUUAUUAUAUAAAAAUUCCUUUGGAAAAACUGUUUUUCCUCACGCAUAAAGCGCUGAUCAGAUUUGUAUGAAAUUUAGUACAUAGAUAGAUAUAUAAUCUGAAGUAACAAAUGCUUUUUACCCAAGUACGAAGCAAGUAAUGCCACGGGUUCUAACUAGUAAAAUAUAUGACGAUGACUGGUUAAAAUCAUCAUCUAUACUGUAUUAUAUCCAUACUAAUAUUAUAAAUGCGAAAGUAACUCUGUCUGUCUGUCUGUUACUCAAUCACGCCUAAACUACUGAACCAAUUUGCAUAAAAUUUGGUAUAGAGAUAUUUUG
Molecule: messenger RNA, 8821 nt
Organism: Colias croceus (clouded yellow)
Lineage: Eukaryota; Metazoa; Arthropoda; Insecta; Lepidoptera; Pieridae
Gene: Lrrk
Product: leucine-rich repeat serine/threonine-protein kinase 1
Exons: 57
Coding region: 222-7778 (2518 amino acids)
Biological process (GO): protein phosphorylation
Molecular function (GO): protein binding; protein kinase activity; ATP binding
Source: RefSeq, a predicted model, not a curated record